This is a messenger RNA of Wyeomyia smithii (pitcher-plant mosquito), 1531 nucleotides long. Its product is annotated as zinc finger protein 671-like. The record is from RefSeq and is a predicted model, not a curated record. Gene Ontology annotation, cellular component: nucleus. The transcript is spliced from 2 exons. Lineage: Eukaryota; Metazoa; Arthropoda; Insecta; Diptera; Culicidae. The coding region runs from base 168 to 1445 and encodes 425 amino acids.
UUAGUUUUUGCUGGGCAUUGUCGUAAGUUGGAUUGGUUGGACUUUUUUCGCUGAAUGAAUUCGAUGUUUGGUUAGAAUUAAAUUCAGGUUCAAUUUCCAUAGUGAAGUAACCAAUUCUGCAAUCGUAGUACACUUUUUUGUGAAAGCCGUGGCCCAUCUUCAGAGACAUGUCGCAGAAAGCUGCACAAUUGUCGAAACCGCCAAAAAAUAAUGCUAAACUAUAUUGUCGGUUGUGCUUUUCUUUAAGUGGUUUGAAACCAUUGACUUCAUCAAAUGGCCCCGUCGAAGCAUGUCUAAUACCGAUAAUCCUUAAACAGCUUGGAAUCCAAUUGAUAGCUGAAGAUUUCCCCUGUGCAAUUUGUGCGAUUUGCGAGGAGAAACUGGAAGAAUUGAAAUAUAGCAAUGAUGAUGGACUUUUGGAUGAAUGGGGGGAUGAAGGUCUCCUAGAAUACAGGAGUACCUGCUCAGCAACCAAUCAAGUUAUCCUUAAGCACAAAAGCACCAGGAGACGAGCACCCAAGAAAAGGAAGCCUCCAGUGAAUAAUAGAGUUACGUUGCCUUUCGAACGGCUGCACGAUAAUCGAUACAAAUGUAUUUUGUGCCUAGAUCUGUUUUUCAAUCAUAUAAGUGACUGCAUUAAGCACUAUCAUGAAAUGCAUCCGGAUGCUAAUUUAGCACAAAACAAUGCAGCAGCAAACUUGGCUGCGCAAGAGGCACGAUGCUUGGUGUGUAUAACUUGUUCCGCAAUCUUCGAUCACAUGGAUGAGUUAUUGUUACACAGACAAACUCAUAAACCACCGGAACAAAACGGUUUCAAUACACCGGGAAAUUAUCUCUUCAAAUGUACAAUUUGUCAGGCUGGAUUCCAUGAUAUUGAUAAGCUAAUUGAGCAUCGUGCUGAAAUGCAUGAACCACAACUGAAGCGUAAAAAACCUAAAAAGAACCCAAUUAAGAAAGCCGUGCCAACCAGAACCAAAACUUUAGAUUUAUAUACAGAGUACAAUUGUAGUGUAUGUGAUUUGUGUUUUAAUAAUCCAAAAAGCUACUACUUUCAUCUCAACGUUGCGCAUGGAGGCAAUAUUUGUGAUAUCUGUGGGGAAAAAUUCCAAUCGGCUUCAGCGCUGGCGAAACAUCAGGCUUGGCAUCGAGCUGCCGAUGAGCAGGAUUACAAUACAUCUUCUCCGUUGCCCGGCCAGCAGUAUUCUCCGUUAUGUGCUGUUGCAGAUAACAUCGUAGAGCAAAACAUAGCAAUAACCAGGGACGAGGAGCCAAAUUUCAGUUGCGAAAUGUUUGUUACCUGUAGUGGAUGCUUGUUGGCUUUCCGCACCGAUCUGGAUCUGAACGAACACUACAAAGAUUGCCCCGCUCAGCUAAUGAUGUCAGAUGAGCCUUUCGUUAUAGAAGAUGAUGAAACGAAAAUAGUGGAAAUAAGUGAUGACGAAUAAUAUCAGACAUUCAACAUUUGGCUGCGAUUUGCACAAUAUCUUGUAACAAAUUUAUUUUGUUUCGUAAUAAAAUUUCAAACCGCAAA